AUGUCUGAAGAAUCAUCUAAAGGUUGCACCGCAUGUGGUUGGACGCUCUACCAGCAAGAGCAAUGUUUUUACGACAGCCAUGUCAAACUCUUCUAUGGCGCAAGCAGGAGGGGAGUUUGGUCGAUUGGAUCUGAUGUUAUUUUGAAAGAACGUCCUGACGAAGGCCCGAAAACCGAGGUCAUCACCUUGAAUUACCUUACAUCCCACUCAAAUAUCCCGGUUCCAAAGAUCCUACGUGACUGGGUUGACGGCGACGGGCGAUACUUUGUACUCCAAGAACGGAUACAAGGCCAAACGCUCGAGCAGGCUUGGUCUUCGUUAUCCAAGGAACAGAAAGUAAAUAUCGCAGAUGAUGUUGUUCGAGUUCGAGAGCAGCUACGAUCUUUCAAGUCAACAUCAAUACAGAAUGUUGAUCAAACUCCUUGUUGUCCGAGUCUACUCUUUUCAGACCGCAAGCCACAUGGACCCUUUCACUCCGACAACGAACUCUGGGAUGCGAUAAGCCUAACCCUCCACGAUCCGCCUACAAAAUUGUUUCCUCAACAAGCCCUAUUCAACCUGAAGAAACGUCUGUCUAAAUGUGAGCCCUACGUUCUUACUCAUUGUGAUCUCAAUUUGGGUAAUAUCAUGGUUAAAGAUGGAGCGCUGGCUGGGAUUCUCGAUUGGGAAUUUGCAGCGUAUUAUCCUAUUUGGUACGAAUACGUCUCGGCCUCUUGGGGAUGGACAGAGGAGGACGCCGAGUGGAAAAAGCUUUUACGGGAGCGUAUGGGUGUAAAUGGCGAAGGACAUGAUGAUGCGAAGGAUUUUUGGACUGAUCUGCGUCAUUUGCGAAAGUAUCCGAAUUUGGAUGAAAAGGGCCAAGAACUCCUGGACAGGUUGUUUUCGGAGUAA
Penicillium salamii is the source of this 891-nucleotide messenger RNA. The record is from the annotation of a GenBank genome assembly. NCBI's taxonomy places the organism in Eukaryota, Fungi, Ascomycota, Eurotiomycetes, Eurotiales, Aspergillaceae.